AUGCGGCAUGACAAUGCCGUCCGCGAAUUUAAAGAUCUCCUCAAAGAGACGAAGAUUAUCACUUACAAGAGUAAACGUAUGAUUGAGGAGAAUGAGCAACAUUUGAAGGAUAUUCUUGCUGUUCUGGAGAAUGAUAAGCGUUGGAUGCGCAUGUCGGAGAAUCACGCAUCAGAACGUGAUCGUAUUUUGGACGAGUACAUUGAAGUAUUGCACCGUAAAGGAACGCCACCACCCCCAACGCAACAAGAACGUGAAAAACGUCGAAAGGAUGUCGCCCCGUCUUUGUGA
Molecule: messenger RNA, 288 nt
Organism: Cooperia oncophora
Lineage: Eukaryota; Metazoa; Nematoda; Chromadorea; Rhabditida; Trichostrongylidae
Source: the annotation of a GenBank genome assembly